GAAUUGAAUAAGCAAAACAAAAAUAUAUUAUUAUCCAUCAAUUUAUUAAUGCAUUCAUUAUUUUCACAAUUUACUAUACUUAAAUAUACUAUUUUCUAUUAUACUUUUAUUUUCCUCAAUAAUGCCCAUUUAAUUUCCAACAUCCACUUAUCGUUGCGGCUUUCACAAUUCUUUUUUUUUCUACAUUUUUGCAAAAACGUCAGAGCACCGCAACAACUCUAUUUAGAAAAAGGAUAUUUCUUCAAUUUUCUUCAAUUUUCUCCUCAAAAUCCUCCCGUCACAACCUAUCUAGUAGUUAAAAAAAGAAAAAAAAUUGAGGGGAUGACUCGCUAA
Molecule: messenger RNA, 333 nt
Organism: Meloidogyne enterolobii
Lineage: Eukaryota; Metazoa; Nematoda; Chromadorea; Rhabditida; Meloidogynidae
Source: the annotation of a GenBank genome assembly